GAGACACUGCUGCUACUUCCUGAAAGCGCUCAGCCACGCCUGCAGAGAGGAGCGCGAGGCUGUGGGCCCGGGUGAGUCGGGUCACUUUCCACUCUGGGAGCGAACGUCUCCACAGCCCCAUCUCUGCCGUGUGACGGGCACCGCCGCCUGGCCCUGAGCCCAGAGCCUGCAACAUGCCAGGAAACACCACGCUGGAGACCAGCCCUGCACUGGGGACCCUGUCGAUGGGCGCGUCUCCCCACACAUGCAACGUGCCCUUCAACAACAGCAGGGUGUUCCUGGUGACCGUGUACAGCAGUGUGUGCGUGCUGGGCCUGCCGGCCAACUGCCUGACCGCAUGGCUCACGCUGCUGCAGGCGCGCCAGGGCCACGUGCUGGCCGUCUACCUCUUCUGCCUGGCGCUCUGCGAGCUGCUCUACAUCAGCACCCUGCCGCUCUGGGUCAUCUACAUCCAGCACGGGCACCGCUGGCCGCUCAGCCCCUGGGCCUGCAAGGCGGCCGCCUACGUCUUCUUCUGCAACCUCUACGUCAGCAUCCUCUUCCUCUGCUGCGUCUCCUGCGACCGCUUCCUGGCAGUGGUGUACGCGCUGGAGAUGCGCGGCCGCCGCCACCAGAGGACCGCCAUCCUCGUCUCCGCGGCGGUCUUCCUCAUCGUCGGGCUCGUCCACUCCCCGGUGUUCAAGAUGGAGCACAGCGACACCUGCUUCGAGACGCUGCCGAUGGACCGCAGGGUGGCCGGGUACUACUACGCACGCUUCACGGCGGGCUUUGCCAUCCCGCUGUCCAUCAUCGCCAUCACCAACCAGCGCAUCUUCAGGACCGUCCAGCUGAGCACCAGCCUGAGCGCCGCCCAGAAGGCCAAGGUGAGGCUCCUGGCCAUCGCGGUCGUGGCCAUCUUCCUGGUCUGCUUCGCCCCCUAUCACCUGGUGCUCCUGAUCAAAGCCGCCGCCUUUUCCUACUACAAAGGGGCCGAAGACCCCGUGUGCGCCUUUGAAAUCCGCCUGUACACGGCCUCCGUGGUGUUCCUGAGCCUGGCCACUGUGAACAGCGUGGCUGACCCCAUCAUCUACGUGCUGGCUGCAGAACUGACACGCCAGGACGUGUGCAGGAUCCACAAGGGGUGGAAAAAGUGGUCCGCGAAGAUGGACAACACCAAGCUCACGUGCUCGAAGGACUCAGAGGAGGCGCGCUCGCCCAUGUCCCUCACAAACAGCUACGCCUUCCCGGAGCUCGUCCACCCCCCAGGGCCAUCGCCAGGCGCCCCAGAGGGGCUGGCCGAAGGGGCCUGCUGAGCCCAGCGCAGGAGUCCAGGGCUGGCCACCCGGUGCUGCUUGGGUCCCGCUAGCCAGUGUCCACGGUGCCAGCUAGGGAGCCCCCUCUUAAUGACUCACCCCCGAUUUCUGGUCCCUGGAGUCUCUGCCGCCGGGGGUCCCGGCUGAGCAGAAGCCCCAGGGAAGGUGGCAGCGUGUGCAGAGCAAGGGCGAGCCUGCUGGCCGCGGGAAAAGCACACGGCAAGCGGGAGCGCUCGCUCUGGCAGGCGCUGUCUGCCGUGAGCGCAUAGCAGGGCAGCUGGCACAGGCCGUGUGCCCGCCUGGUGCUCUGGCAGCUGGCACAGGCCAUGUGUGGGAGCUGCCUGUCAGCCUCCGCGUGAUGACUUUAUUUCCUGAGCUUUUCUGCAAGCGUCGCUUGGAUGCAAGUACAUGGCUGGGCAUCUCUGCUUCUGCCCUGGGUCGUCCAUGCAAACUGUACCCCUGGUGUCAGGCCCUUGGCCGGGACAGCUCGGCACUGUGGCCCUGAGGGGAGCCUCAGGGUUGGGGGGAACCGCAAGGUGGGGUGCAGUCCACGUGGCCACCAGAGGGAGCCCCGUGUGUGCAUGGCAGGCACGCCUGUGGGCUGGGAGGUCCAAGGGGCACCCCAGGCAGGGGACACGCCCAAGGGCUCCAAGGACCCAGCACGUUGUCAGCACGAAGGCUUCCUGGCUCCCCUGUUGGGGCGGAGCUGCUGAGGGCCAGGCCAGGCACAGUGCUGCCUCUGUGUCCUCGUUGGUAGCAGGGCUGGUGACCCCAGCCUCAUUGGGUCAGCGGCGGGGGCUGACUGCACGCAGCUCCGAGGUGGUGUCAGGGUCAAAUUCCGCUCCCGCUUCUCUAAGGCCGCGUCGUGGAUGAGCUUUACUGUGAAAGACCCUAAGACAUGUGAUUUCGCGUCUGGGAAUAAAAACACAAGAGUACACGUCAGUGCCAACUU
This is a messenger RNA of Capra hircus (goat), 2244 nucleotides long. RefSeq names its product G protein-coupled receptor 132 (gene GPR132). Gene Ontology annotation, molecular function: G protein-coupled receptor activity. Lineage: Eukaryota; Metazoa; Chordata; Mammalia; Artiodactyla; Bovidae. Gene Ontology annotation, cellular component: membrane. The transcript has 3 exons. The coding region runs from base 174 to 1292 and encodes 372 amino acids. The record is from RefSeq and is a predicted model, not a curated record. Gene Ontology annotation, biological process: G1/S transition of mitotic cell cycle; negative regulation of G2/M transition of mitotic cell cycle; G protein-coupled receptor signaling pathway.